Mesorhabditis spiculigera is the source of this 701-nucleotide messenger RNA. Lineage: Eukaryota; Metazoa; Nematoda; Chromadorea; Rhabditida; Rhabditidae. The record is from the annotation of a GenBank genome assembly.
ACGCCGUCUAUCGACGGGGGAACUCUGUGGAGAAGCCGAAUUGUCAAGUCAUCACUCCGGACCUGUGCGGUGCUGUCGUGUUGGCCGAGCCGGAGCGAUGCGAGACCAACUGCGAUCAGGUUCAAGAAGACCCGCCAAUUCUGAUGGCGUCGAAGCCUCACGCUCACUCGCACGGCGUCCGCUCGAUCACCCUCGUCGCGGCCCUCUCAUUUCACUCGAUCGUCGAAGGCGUCGCUCUGGGAAUUACGGGAAGUGCCACGGAAGCCUGGACGCUCUGCUUGUCGCUGAUGGUCCACAAGAUCAUCGUCGCCUUCUCGGUGGGGUUGCAGCUGGCCCGUACGCAUGCGCAUGCCAAACAUUGGGUGGUUCUGUCGAUCUUCAUCUUGGCCAUCAUGUCGCCGCUGGGCUCCCUGUUCGGAAUGGUCGUCCAGAAUACCCUUGACGGUGCUCUGAAGGAAGCCUUGAUGACGUUGUUCCAAGGUCUCGCUGUCGGAACCUUCAUCUAUGUCACCUUCUUCGAGGUGCUUCUGCACGAGCGCGACAACGAGCAUCCGAAUCUGUACAAGCUGUGCUUCAUGCUGCUCGGAUUCGCGCUGAUCGGCGCCUUCCGACUUUUUGACGAUGGGCAUCAGCACGGGCAUUCGCAUGUUCAUGGACCCGAUGAUAUCCACCACGCAGAGAAUCUGACCACCGUCAUCCCC